AUGGCUCCUGUCGCCGACGUCAAGCAUGCCGCCUCCGAACUCGAGCUCUCCAAGCUCAAGGAGAACCUCACCCUCAUGGCUACGUCCAAGAAGGAGCUCGAGCUGAUCAAGUCGGCUCCGGCGGCGCCCAAGCCCGGUAUGGCGCUGGUGCACGUGCGUGCCACGGGAGUGUGUGGUUCGGACGUGCACUUUUGGAAGCACGCCGGUCUGGGUCCGUGGAAGAUCGAGCACCAGUGUGCGCUCGGCCACGAGUCGGGCGGCAUCGUGGUGGCCGUCGGCGAGGGGGUUGACAACGUCAAGCCGGGCGACCGUGUUGCGAUCGAGCCGGGUGUGCCGUGCUUCAAGGCGACGUGCGACUACUGCCGUACGGGCAAGUACAACCUGUGUCCCACCGUCGACUUUUACAGUGUGCCGCCCAAGGACGGCACGCUCAAGCGCUACCACGAACACCCGGCCGGAUGGCUGCACAAGGUUCCGGACAACAUGUCGUACGAGGAGAUCGCGCUGCUCGAGCCGCUCUCGGUCACGCUCCAGGCCACGCUGCAGGCCGAGAUCUCGCUCGGCACACCUGUGCUCAUCACGGGCGCCGGGCCCAUCGGAAUCGUUCAGCUGCUCUGCGCAUCCGCUGCCGGCGCUACACCCAUCGUCAUCACCGACGUGGUUCAGGACCGUCUGGACUUUGCGCAAAAGAUCGUCCCCGGCACCUUCACCUACAAGGUGGACCCCAAGCUGUCGCCGCUCGAAUCGGCCACCGAGAUCUGCAAGGUCUUCUCGCGUGCUUCGGGCAAGCAUAUCGCCGAGGGCGAAAAGGACGUCCAGCCCGCUAUCACCAUGGAGUGCACGGGCAUCGAAUCGUCCGUCCAAACCGCCUCUUACGCCACCGCUGCCUCUGGGCUCGUCUUCGUGAUUGGUGUGGGCGCCAACUUCCAGCAGAUCCCCUUUAUGCAUCUGAGCACCAACGAGAUCACGCUCAAGUUCCUCUUCCGAUACAGGGAUACCUGGCCGCGCGCGAUUAGGCUCGUGUCGAGCGGAAAGAUCGACGUCAAGCAGAUCGUCACCUCGCGCUUCCCGCUCGAACAGGCCAAACAGGCAGUAGAACACGCUGCUGACAGGUCCAAGUUUAGCGUCAAGACCAUCAUCUACGACGACCAGGAGUAG
Messenger RNA from Moesziomyces antarcticus, 1158 nucleotides. RefSeq names its product L-arabinitol 4-dehydrogenase. NCBI's taxonomy places the organism in Eukaryota, Fungi, Basidiomycota, Ustilaginomycetes, Ustilaginales, Ustilaginaceae. The transcript has 2 exons. Gene Ontology annotation, biological process: D-sorbitol catabolic process. Gene Ontology annotation, molecular function: L-iditol 2-dehydrogenase (NAD+) activity; zinc ion binding. Bases 1 to 1158 code for a protein of 385 amino acids. The record is from RefSeq and is a predicted model, not a curated record.